CUUUGAUAAUUUUUUCAGAUAUAAUACUAAUGUCAACAGACAGCAUUUGUUUUAAAUAAAAGGAAAUCAAGAUGAUGAAAGGAGGCGCAAUGGCGAAGAAAGAAGCAAAAAUGCGGAUUCGAGCGUUUCCUAUGACGAUGGAUGAAAAGUAUGUCGAAAACAUUUGGAAUCUACUGAAAGCUGCAAUUCAGGAAAUCCAGCGGAAGAACAACUCCGGACUAAGUUUCGAGGAGUUGUACAGGAAUGCGUACACAAUGGUACUGCACAAGCAUGGAGAGAGGCUUUACUCAGGGCUCAGGGAGGUCGUGACUAAUCAUUUAGAGAGCAAGAUUCGUAACGAUGUUCUCUCCGCCUUAAACAACAACUUCCUGCAGACGUUGAACGCGGCGUGGAACGAUCAUCAGACGAGUAUGGUGAUGAUACGUGAUAUCCUGAUGUACAUGGAUCGUGUAUACGUUCAGCAGAAUAAUUGUGAGAACGUUUACAACCUUGGUCUAGUUAUAUUCAGGGACAAAGUUGUCAGGUAUGGAUGUAUUGGAAACCAUCUUCGUGUCACCUUAUUGGAUAUGAUAAUAAAGGAGAGAAGAGGGGAGAUUAUUGACAGGUUGGCGAUAAAGAACGCUUGUCAGAUGCUCAUGAUGCUCGGGAUAGACACCAGAAAUGUUUACGAAGAAGACUUUGAGAGUCAUUUCUUGAAGCAGAGCGCUGAGUUCUAUAUGAUAGAAAGCCAGAAGUUCCUGGAGGAGAACAGUGCUAGUUCAUAUAUUCACAAGGUUGAGGCUAGAAUAAACGAGGAAGGGGAGAGAGCCACACAUUAUCUUGAUGAAACCACAGAACCAAGAAUUGUUGAGGUUGUAGAAGAACAGUUGAUAAGACGUCACAUGAAAACUAUUGUUGAGAUGGAUGGUAGUGGGGUAGUUCAUAUGCUCAAAAAUAACAGAAUGGGAGACCUGGCUUGCAUGUUUAAACUGUUUGGUCGAGUUACUGACGGACAUAAAACUAUUGGAGAAGCGGUUUCAAAGUUUUUACGAGAGGAAGGUAAAGCCCUGGUAACCAGUGCUACAGAUGAGCAGAGUCAACAAACUAACGCCGUUACAUACAUUCAGAAUCUACUGGAACUAAAAGACAGGUUUGAUGAUUUCCUCACUCAAUCCUUCUCCAUGGACAAAUAUUUCAAACAGGUGAUAUCUGGUGAUUUUGAAUAUUUUCUCAAUCUUAACACAAGAAGUCCGGAGUUUCUAUCCUUGUUUAUUGAUGACAAGCUAAAGAAGGGAGUGAAGGGAUUGAGUGAUGUUGAGGUUGAGUUGGUUCUCGACAAAUCCAUGAUCCUUUUCAGAUUCUUGCAGGAAAAGGAUGCAUUUGAGGAAUAUUAUAAGAGACAUCUAGCGCGUAGACUUCUCAACCAGAAAUCUGCAUCAGAUGAUUCUGAGAAAAUGAUGAUAUCUAAACUGAAGAGUGAGUGUGGAUGUCAGUUUACUAGUAAACUUGAAGGAAUGUUUAAGGAUAUGACUGUAUCUAAUACUCUUAACGAGGAGUUCAAGACACAUCUAGCAAACACAGAAAAGAGUCUGAACGGAGUAGAUCUGAGUGUCCGAGUGUUAACUACAGGUUUCUGGCCUGGACAGAAUGCUCCUCCUCCCAUCAACCUUACUAGGAUACCAGCUCAGGCGUUUGGUGUGUUUAAGAACUUCUACUUGGCUAAACAUAGUGGUAGGAUCCUAACUCUCCAGCCUAGUGCUGGAACUGCAGACCUAAACUCUUUAUUCUACUCUGGGAAGAAGGGAGGAGAGGAUGAUGAGGUCACAGACCAGGAUACACAGAGGAACGUGAAGAAACAUAUCCUCUGUGUCAACACCUACCAGAUGGUGAUCCUUCUCAUGUUUAACACUAGGGAGAGGUUGUCCUACGAGGAGAUUAAGGCGGAAACCUUGAUCCCUGACCGUGAAUUGACCCGAGCCCUGCAGCCACUUUCAGUUGGUAAACCAAGUCAGAGGAUCCUUGUCAAGUCUCCCAAAACUAAAGAGAUCGAACCCACACACACCUUCUCAGUCAACGAGUCCUUCACAUCACCAUUCCAUAGGUAGAAAUAUAGUUUAGAUUCUUUAUCUC
Molecule: messenger RNA, 2109 nt
Organism: Eurytemora carolleeae
Lineage: Eukaryota; Metazoa; Arthropoda; Copepoda; Calanoida; Temoridae
Gene: Cul3
Product: cullin-3-B-like
Exons: 18
Coding region: 72-2084 (670 amino acids)
Biological process (GO): ubiquitin-dependent protein catabolic process; protein ubiquitination
Cellular component (GO): Cul3-RING ubiquitin ligase complex
Molecular function (GO): ubiquitin protein ligase binding
Source: RefSeq, a predicted model, not a curated record